AUGACCACUCCAUUUGUGCAGACGAUCUCGGACACUUAUCUCACAGUGGACACCAUGGAGUUCUUAGAUCAGGAUCUCGAUGUUGAUGAGCUGGGAGGCUACAUCACUUUUGCCCGCACUGAUGAGACCUUACUCACACACUAUGUGCUUUAUUGGACGGAACUUCCGAAUAUGACAGACGAGGAUACGGGAUCACGGCGGCUUUCCUAUGACAUGGAAGAAGAGGCCGAGGUACGACGACUUGCAGCGACCACUUCAAGCGUGACGACAAGCACUUCAACAAGCUCCUCCACCACAAGUUCCUCCAGUACAAGUUCCACAAGUACAAGUUCAACAAGUACAAGUUCCACAAGUACAAGUUCCACAAGUACAAGUUCCACGAGUACAAGUUCCACGAGUACAAGUUCCUCCAGCACAACCACAAGUUCUACUACGACUUCCUCUAGCUCCUCCAGUCUGACUACUUUCACAACAAGCUCUUCCACUGCCACCACCAUCACCGUGACCACAAGCUCCUUUACUUCAACUUCCACUUCUACCAGCAGCACUUCCACUUCCAGCUCCUCCACUUCGACAAGUUCCUCCACAUCUAGCUCGUCGACCACUUCUUCAAGCACAAGCUCAUCCAGUACAAGUUCGUCAUCCAUGUCCUCUUCAUCCUCUUCCUCCUCCUCUUCGUCAAGCUCAUCAAGUUCAAGCUCGUCGACAACGUCUACAUCCAUCACUGCUACCUCUUCAUCUUCAACAUCUUCAUCAACCACAUCUUCAUCAACCACAUCUUCAUCAACCACAUCUUCAUCAACCACAUCUUCAUCUUCUUCCACCACCUCCACUUCUUCAACAACACUUACUGCCACGACAAGCACAGUGUCAACUUCUAGCACCUCAAGCACAAGCACCACAUCCAGUACUAGCAGCUCUACAACAGCAACAUCUACAUCCUCUUCCACAACGUCCUCAACCUCGACCUCCUCCACGACAACAUCGUCGACGUCCACCAGCACCACCUCGACCAGUACCACAGAAACAGUGACCACCUCAACGGUUUCCUCAACAUCAACCACCACGUCUUCAUCAACAACAUCCACUUCUACCUCGUCCACGUCAACUUCCGUUUCAUCUUCAACAGUGACCACCACCAGCACAACCUCUUCAUCAACUACCUCCACAUCAACCACCUCCACUUCUUCUUCUUCCACAAGCUCAACGACCGUGACGCAAACAACGUCCACUUCAUCAUCAGUCACCAUCACAACUACGAGUGCUACAACCACUAGCUCGACGACCACAUCAACCUCGUCCACAUCCACGAGCACCACCUCAAGCAGCUCAACCACUUUGACGCACACAACCUCGACUUCUUCAACGGUGACCACAACAUCCUCCACCAUUUCUGUGACAACGUCCACCUCUUCGUCGGUCACGAGAACGACCUCAACAUCAUCAACCAUCACUCACACAACAACAUCUACAACUUCGUCAAGCACAACAUCGACGAGCUCAAGCACCACCUCGACUAGCACAACCAGUACCACUUCAAGCUCGACGACGGCCACGUCUACCAGUACCUCAAGCACGUCUACCUCCACAACCAGUACUUCAUCAACCAGUUCCUCGUCAACAAGUUUUUCCAGCACAAGCACCACUAGCAGCUCGACAAGCAGCACUUCGACCUCUUCCAGUUCCACAUCUUCCACUUCGACGAGCAGCUCGAGCACCACCUCGUCCUCCACAAGCAGCAGCUCCACUACAACCUCAUCGACAAGUACGACCAGCGUAACCUCAACUACGACAACAACAAGUACCAGCUCGACCACAACAACAACCUUCCUGGGCAGACUUCUCAGAACCCAAGUGCUCUACAAUGGCAUUUGGGUUUGGCGCACCUUCCAUGAAGAGUUUGAGGUGAAUGAAACAUUGACCUUCGACAACGCCUCUUUGGUGCCGGCAGAUUUUGCGCUCCAGGAUUACACGCAUAUCAUGCUCUACUUGCAGUCCAGCUUCUGUGAGCAGAGCACGCCGCAGGUCAUCCCAAUUCGGGAUGCCAAGGCGAGCGUGUCCAAUGUGGCUUUCAUCGACAAGGACUUGGACGGGAGCGAACUGGGCGGCCAAAUAUCAUGGACGGAACCAACGGAUUUUGGUCCUGCUGGAGUGAACAGAGCACUGCGGUAUCGGCUUUACUUGGCAGACACAGACAUGGGAGUCAACAGGAUUCUGCUCAACUACCAGGUAAACUCCUUCCAAUACCUGCGUUUCACAGCCUCGAAGCUGCGGAAUGACACAUUUGCGGAAGGUGUGCAGCUGGCAGAGAUCAGUUUCCGCGUGGGAGGGGCCUGGACGUUGGACUUGAGCACUGCCACUGCGACCAACACAGGAUCAAGCCCUUCGGGUGAAGGAGCUGACCAGGCAAUUGAUGGCAAUUCUGCCACCAAGUGGUUUGACUACACCAGGUCAGCUUUGACCGUGCAGUUGGCAUCUCCUGCAAAAGUGGAGGCAUUCAGCUUCACCACAGCAAAUGAUGCGUCAGAUCGGGAUCCAAUCCAGUGGAUCCUGGAGGGUUCUGAGACCGGCUCCUACUGGUUCAACUUGCAUUCACAGAACACUGACUUUGCCACGCCAGAAACACGUACUACAAAUACCGGCUGGAUCUCUUGGGGUCAGGACAUUUCUUCAGAUGCCGUUGAAAUUGGUACCUCAGCGGUGGACUUGGCGCCGGAGUACUCGAACUAUGGGCGUCUCAGCAUGCUGGUUUAUACAGAGUCGUCAUUCGUUGAGCAGACUACUCCGGGUGCCUUUACUGUCACCGACCAGAACUCCACGGCGGAAGACGUGACCUUUGAAGAUCUAGACUUGGACUAUGGGGAGAUUGGAGGAACCCUACUGUGGUCUUCACCAACCAUGACCAGCGAGAUUGACCACUACGUAGUUUACUUUGCCGAGGAUGCUGUGGGCACAACACGCACGUUUUACACGAACACGACCUGGGAGUAUGAGAACGUGACAGUGCCCGCAGAGACAAACAGGUCUGAUCACACUUACUGGCUGGUUUAUACCGCAUCCAGCCUGGUGGAGCAAACAACCCCAGCGUAUCUGGCAAUCUUUGACAGAAAUGGCACAGUGUAUCAGCCCACCUUCACUGGCAAUGACUUGAACCUUGAUGUGCUUGAGGGCACGCUGUACUGGACGGCACAGGCAUCAAGCGACGAGCUUCGAGGAAUCCAGGACUACGUGGUCUAUUUGGCAAGCAGUGAGACAGGUGAUUCACGUUCUCAGGUCGAUUCAGUGGUCGUUGGCACGAACCAGCUGAGCCUCCCUACAAAUCUUCAGCGAAACUCACACACGCACUUCCUCGUCUAUGCAAGGUCCUCCCUGGCAGAGCAGACCACUCCAGUUUCCAAUGUGAGCUUCACAGAUCUGGACUUGGAUGAGACAGAGUUGGCUGGGACGGUUUAUUGGGAUCCACCUGCUAGAACUGUGGCCGUCACAGCCACCUGGCAGCAUCAACCAAACACUAGCCAUACUAUAGAAAGUCAGUGA
Molecule: messenger RNA, 3537 nt
Organism: Durusdinium trenchii
Lineage: Eukaryota; Dinophyceae; Suessiales; Symbiodiniaceae
Source: the annotation of a GenBank genome assembly